This is a messenger RNA of Caenorhabditis briggsae, 192 nucleotides long. The record is from RefSeq and is a predicted model, not a curated record. NCBI's taxonomy places the organism in Eukaryota, Metazoa, Nematoda, Chromadorea, Rhabditida, Rhabditidae. The transcript is spliced from 2 exons. Bases 1 to 192 code for a protein of 63 amino acids.
AUGUCAAAAAUUUCUUUAAAAGUCAUAUUUUCGAAUCAUUUAAACACUAACAUUAGAAAAAUAGCUUCAACGGGUCUCGAUAUUCAAAUUUUCACAUCUUCAGAAGAGCAGAAAAUUCAGAAGAAAUGUUCAAUUCAAGACGCGUUGUUACAGGUAAUAACAUGCACUUUUUACGCUUCAAUUGGUUUUUGA